AGUACAAAUUUUACCAUUUUAAUUCGAUCUUAAAUCCUUUCGAAAAAUAAUUUGAAAAUGAAGUCUUUUUUUAUAAAUUGUGAUAUGAACCUUAAUGUACAUAUACAUAUGUAUAUAAUUUUAGCAACUGAAAAUGAAUAUAUGUAAUGAAGAAUUGGUCUCUGCAGAUCUUUAGUAUGUUUAAGGCCUUAGUGUAGCAGCUGUUUAUGAACGUUCGCUUCGAAUUUUCAAUUGACCGGCUGUGGAGAGAAUUGAAAAAUCAUAAAUGUGAUUUUUGAAAAGAAUAUCUUGUUUUUGCUUAAUUAUUUACUUAAUCACUUUUAGAAAAAUUCGUACUAUUUAGUGCAGUGUUUUUAAAAUUUGCAUUUAUUUUGUUAUAACAAUAUUUGUGAAUUAAAAACAUCAUUUCAUAUUAAAAAUGGCUGGGCGCCCAAGACGUAAAGCAGCUGUUAGAGCCACACAAAUAAUAGAAAUAUCUGAUUCCGAGGAUGAUGUACAUAUCACAACAAGAAGAGGACGUGACAGCUCAUUUUCUCCACCACCUACUAAGUCUGCACGUAUAGAUGCCGCAGCACGUUCAUUAGCUGGAAGAGAAGUCGCUACCACAAGUACAACUUCAAGGAAACGUUGGCCAACCGAAAAGACGAAUGGUAAAGUUUCACAAGCAUCGGAGAAGCGUGCCAAAAAGGACAGCAAGACAACCUCAAAAUCAAAGGAUAAUAACAAAAACAGUGCAACAAAUGAAACUGAAAAUGUAGAAUUAUUGCAACAAGGAAACGAAGACCAACAAAAGGAUUUGGAAGUUGCACAUCAGCAAGAUCCUGUAGAAACGGUAACGGAUGGCCAAUGUCUCUCGAGUGCCGCUAACAAUAAACUGGCACGCGAUUCUACCACUAAUACGGGUCGCAGUUCAUUUUGGGCUCGUCGAAAAGUUUGGCGCGUCGAUGAACUGCUCGCCGAAAAAGAGAAUGUUGAGCCCUGCACUGCUAAGAAUAUCGUACAGUUGUUAGAAAAUGAGAACACCAUACCAUUCAUUUGUCGAUAUCGGCGUGAUUUAAUUAACCACAUAACGCCUGAAAGACUACGUGAUAUAAAAAAUUCAUACACCGAAAUUGUAGAGUUGCGCAAACGUGCUGAAACGAUUGUCACACAGUUGGAGAAAGAGCAACAAAUAGGCGAUGAAGUACGUACAGAGAUUUUAUGCGCGAAAAGUAACGAAGAAUUGGAAUUUUUGUAUGCACCUUAUAAACCUGCCAGCAAAGGCUCGUUAGCAGAACGUGCUAAAGCUCUUGGGUUGGGUGAUGCUGCGGAUCGCUUGUUGUUCGGUGAAGCUCCGGAAGUGCGUUUGGAAUCGCUUGUAGAUCGCAAUAAUGCAGACCUAGAAAAUGUGGAGAAAGUAUUACAAGGUAUUUGUCACAUAAUUUCGCACAAUAUCAGCAAACAUACAGGUGUUUUGGAAGAGUUGCGACGUCUACAAAAAGUGCACCGCAUAGUACUUAAGUGUACCAAAUCCAAAACGCCUGGCACAUCAGCCGCUACCAAAUCGUCAACAUCACUGAAGAAUCAAUUGAAUAGUAAUAACAACGCGGUACAUUCCAAGAAUAAAACGGAUGCGUCAAAGUAUGAGACAUAUUAUGAAUUCCAACAAGAUGUGCGUUAUUUAAAACCACAUCAGGUGCUCGCCAUCAAUCGUGCAGAGAAGCAAAAGUUUCUAACUGUAAAGAUAGUCACUGCUGAUUAUGUAAAAAAUGAUAUCAAACGGUUCACGCGCGAGCUGUUUAUGAAUGAAGGUCUGCGUUACCCACUGCGCAAUCAGGUGUUCGAACAGGCAUUCGAGGAAUGCUACAGUAAAAAAUUACAACCACUUCUGUCACGUCAGCUGCGCAGUGACCUGAAUGAAUCCGCCAAAAAAGCUGCUAUCGAUGUUUUUGCACAAAAUUUGAAACAAUUAUUGCUACAAUCGCCACUUAAAGGCGAACGCAUUCUCGGUAUUGAUCCAGGUUUUACCAAUGGUUGCAAAUUGGCGUUAAUCUCCGAGACAGCAAAUGUUUUGGAAACUGGUGUGAUAUAUCCGCAUGCUCGCAGCAGUAAUGCUGAAGAGGUAGGCGAACAAUUAGCCAAAUUACUAACUAGACACAACUGCAAAAUAAUCGCUUUGGGCAACGGCACAGCCUGUCGUGAAACGGAGUUUUGGCUUUCCAACCUAUUCGAUUUGGGCAUUUUAGAUAAAAAUAAUGUACGUUAUAGUAUUGUUUCCGAGCAAGGCGCUUCCAUAUACUCGUGUAGUGACGUAGCCCGUCAAGAAUUUCCAGACAUGGAUAUGAAUGAGAUUAGUGCAGUUUCCAUCGCACGCCGUUUAAAUGAUCCGCUGAGUGAAUAUGUGAAAAUUGAGCCACGACACAUUGGUGUUGGCAUGUACCAGCAUGAUGUGUCGGAAAAAACGUUGAACGAGGCGCUGAAUGAGGUGGUUUCUGAGUGUGUAAGUUUUGUGGGCGUGGACAUCAACACAGCCAGUUUGAGUGUGUUAAAGCAUGUAGCAGGCUUGAGUGAGAAGAAAGCGCAAAAAAUCAUAGAACAUCGUUCAAGUAACGGUCCAUUUCAAACGCGCAAAGAUCUGUUGAAAGUAAAGUCCAUUGGUGAAAAGACGUUUGUACAAUGUGCUGGCUUUAUACGCAUCGAACCUUUGAGUGUGGGUGGAAAAAUUGAAAAUCUGCUGGACUGCACUUGGGUGCAUCCAGAGAGUUAUGCUGUUGCCAAAAAAAUUAUAAGCAAAUGCAAUUUGUUACUCAAAGACAUCGGGAGUACACCUUUUAUCUGCAAAAUUAAAGCUUACGCCUUGCAAUGCGAUAUGGAAGAGCUGGCAGAUAAUUUUCAAAUACCAAAAGAGCGUGUCGAUGUCGUGUUAAUGGCUUUACAACGCGAGCUUACGCAAGAUUAUCGUGCAGAAUUCGCCAAACGUCCGCUUUUCAAGCAAGGUUUAACACGUAUAACUGAGCUCAGUGAGGGUGAUGUUCUAACGGGUGCCGUCUCAAACAUCACACACUUUGGCGCUUUUGUUGAUAUUGGCGUUGAGUGCAAUGCGCUUAUACACAUAAGUAAAAUGAAGAAUAGAGAGCUAAGUGUAGGCGAUCGUGUAACUGUAUCAAUCAUUCAAAUUGACAUACCGCGCAAACGUAUUGGUGUACGUCUGGAGGAUACGAUAAAGGAGACCGACACUUCUUUUACUUUGACCUAAUUUAGAUUCAAGCUUAGAAGUACUUGGUUACUAGAAUAUAAAUAUUUUUGUUUAACAUACGUAUUUUUCUUUACGUAUACAAAUGUAUAUGUUUCGGCCAUGUUUAUACAUACAUUAAGCAUAAAAUAUUCACUCAUAACAUAAAAAUGGAAAUUAUAGCAAAUAAUAUAUUAUUUCAAAGACAUAUUUGUUAACCAUUACAGUCAUAAUUCAUUAAAAUAAGCUGAUAUUUUUAGUAUGUCACUGAUUUUAGACUAAAUUUAAGCAUAUUUUAUUUAUAUACAAUAAUAACUACUAAGUACAAGUGUUUUGGAAGUUAAAGACAUAUCGCUCAUUUGCUGCAAGACCGGCAUAAGUAAAAAAAAUCGAUUCUCCAGAAAACGCGUUUAAAGUUUUCAACUGACUACAACCUUACACGGUGACUCCAACCUUACACCUCUUCUCAAGCGGAGCAUAUAAGAGGUAUUCAUAUGAAUUUUUCACUCAACAUGAAGUAUGAUAUAACGAACAAUUCUGCAGCAUUAACUCAAAAAUCACGUUUUUUGAUUUAUACCGGUUUUGCAGCAAAUGAGCGAUAUGCUAGUAAUCAAGUGAAUAUUUAAGACUUUACAAACCCUAACGGUUCGUUAAAAUUUUCAUACACUCAUUUUAAUGCUUGGAGAAAGUUUCUCAGCAAAUCGCGUCAGUGAUUGGAGAGGGGAGACAUAUACUAACACCCGAGAGUUACAAGAAUGCCAGUUUGUAUUCUCGAUAUCGUAUUGAAAUUUUGCACACGUUCUUUUCUUCACAAGAAGCUAAUCAUUUGUCAGAAACACCGAUUGUUUGAAACUUAACAAAGAUUUUGUCAACCUUACCGCUGGGGGGAAUUCAAAACAGUCUUUCGUCGAGUGAGAAAUAUUUCAUUCUAAUUUUAUUUUUAAAUUUGUAAACCUUAUAUACUAAUUUUGAGUUCUUAGUUAUUAAACAUAUGUACUAUAUGUACGGCACACCUCAUGAGGUUGUUUUCAACUAUACAAUAUAAUACAUGUGUGUGUGUGUUGUCAUAUAAUUUAUGUUGCCUGGUUUGGGCUGUUUUCAAGUGCACAAGUGCAUUUGUAAUCAACUGCACAAACCUAAGUAAAUAUGUUUAUGUUAUAUUUCUUGAGUGCAUGCGUAUUGUAUAUAAAUGCUUACGUGCCUCAUAUACAUAUGUAUUUAUGUACGUAUGUUGCAUGUAAAUGCAUAUAUUUUUGUGUGUUUAUUUAUGUAUAACAAAUAGUUGUCAUACAAACUGAAAUAGGAAAAGUAAGGGAAUUAUAGCGCGGUCCUUUUUUGUUAUUAGGUUAUAAAGGCAUUGCGUAAUUCUUAUACGUAAAAGUCAUCAUCUUCAUCAAUCAAGUCAUCAGUCAUCAAUCUUAUAAUCUAAAUUCUAAAAAUACCAGAGUUCCUUAAAAAUCUUCGACUAACCUUGCCAAUAAUAAACUACCUGUUGUUGUUGUAGCUCUUGUAGCAACAGAAAAUAUGUCCCUAAUAAUUUCGAAUAUAGUUGUGGGAAGGAAGUCCGUGUCUAUUCCUAUUAAGUAUACUCGGCACCGAAGUCACUAUCUUUUUUCAAAUACGAACUAGGUUGAACGAAAUCACAAGCAUUGGAAUAAAAUUAUAUAAUAUUUACACGACAACAACGUAUUGUCAAUAAUAAUAAAUAAUUCAUUGAACAAGUUUAAUCCUCUUUAUAGAUGGCAAUUUCCCGCAUGUUCUUCGAGGACAUGCGAAAUCUUUUCUGUUAACCGUUGCAUAUUAGUUUUUAAUCUUCAAAUUAUAAAUUAAACAAAUUAUAUUUUACGUUGAUACAAAGCAAAUCGUAAUAAUAACAAUGAUGAACACUGUAAGGAAUUAAUAAUUAAAAAACACUGUAAUAAAAUAUUAUCGAAUGUGGGCAAACAUAGUAGUUUGUUCAAAAUCAAUUAGUGAAAACAAUUCUUGGAAAAUAUAGGAAACUCGGGCGAAAGCAGGUUUCAAAUUAGAUUUUCGUUCCAAAAAACUUAUUGCAACUAAUAAAUUUCAAGUUUUACAACAAUUAAUUAAUGACAUUGUUAAUUAAUAAAACGUAUAACAAAAAACGACAAUAAUAACAACAUUUACAACAUAUUAAAAUAGAGCAAGAAUCUGUUAUAUGUAUUGUGCGGAAGCUUGCAGUACCGUUACUAAC
Molecule: messenger RNA, 5423 nt
Organism: Bactrocera dorsalis (oriental fruit fly)
Lineage: Eukaryota; Metazoa; Arthropoda; Insecta; Diptera; Tephritidae
Exons: 13
Coding region: 419-3235 (938 amino acids)
Biological process (GO): nucleobase-containing compound metabolic process; translation
Molecular function (GO): mRNA binding; structural constituent of ribosome
Source: RefSeq, a predicted model, not a curated record